Bursaphelenchus okinawaensis is the source of this 2015-nucleotide messenger RNA. The record is from the annotation of a GenBank genome assembly. NCBI's taxonomy places the organism in Eukaryota, Metazoa, Nematoda, Chromadorea, Rhabditida, Aphelenchoididae.
AUGAAUGUUGACGACUCGUCAGAGAUCGAGAUUCAGGCCAAUUUAGAAGAUGAGGCCAGCGGUGAACCGAAGGAGAUGGUCACAGAAAAGGUAAUUUUUAUGUUUUAUUUGAGUGGAUUUUAGGUAUAAAAAAUUUAAGGCAUUAUGGAAAAACGAUAGGCGCAUAUUUUAAUGCUAAAUUUUGCAUUUGUCGCACCAAUUAAAAAUUUUAUGCUGUGGUAUGUUAUAAUAUUGUUUUACGACUCGAGAACAAAAGGGAUCAUUGCAGCUCAGAAGGCGAACAAAGCUUAACGUGAACGGAUGGAGAAGCUGUGGCAAAGCCGCCGGAAGAGUUUGGAACAGGACAAAGUUGUUCCUGAGGCUGUUCAAGGUCAAGACGAGCUGGAUAUUGAGGUUGCAGGACCUUUGUCAGUGGAACAAAAAGUAAUUUUUAUGUUUUAUUUGAGUAGAUUUUAGGUAUAAGAAAUUGAAUUUUAAUGUUAAAAAGCAGUUCUUAUUAGUGAGUUAUCAAUAUAUUGUUUUAGGAUGCCUCUACGUCCGAGCUUCGUAAAAUGCCCCAGUCAAUAGCCAAUCGAUUUGUUUUGCUCAAAGAGAAAGACAAGCAGAUCAAGGCGCUCGAGGAUGAAAUUAAAGUUUUGAAGCGAAAAUUGGCGGAGUUUGCACUGCGAUCGCCAUCCAAACGAAAGGCGGCUGACGAACUAGAAGCCAAACAACGGGCCAAAAGAUUAAAGACCUGUGAACGACAUCUAGGACCAAGUUAUAGGAUUCAACGGGUCGAAGAUGUUAACCAUGAAGACGACUUUGCCAGCUUAUACUGUAGGCAUAGUACUAACCUGACCGUGUUCCAAUACAACGAAGUCCGGCGAUUACAGCUUCAGAAGCUGCAAUUAGUACCGUACAGAAGAGUAGAAGACCUGGAACAACGUUUGAUUGCUAAUGCUGGAGGAAUUUCACAAGUCACUUGGUCUAUGAUUCAAAAGGAUUUUGUUGAACAUGAGCUAAAGGGAAUAUUGUAGUUUUUAUCAUAACUUUGUUUAACUAAUAGGUAGAAGGUUGAAAAUUGGUGUGAGUCAAGAUUAUUACAUUGAGCAAAAUCUAUAUUGUUAUUUCGAGAAAAAAUGGCAUUUUAAGUUAAAGGUGCCAUUUUUAAGCCUAAAAUGACAUUUUACGAUUUUGAUUUUAGAGGGGACUAUUUUUUGUGUUUAACUGGUACUAACGACCAAUUUUUAUAAAUUUUUCUUGAUUUCAAAAUUAAAUUUUAAUUUUUUACUAUGGUGGUUUCUUGAUAUUUUUCAUUUUUAGAGAACUGGCUGUCAUGCAGCCGGCUGAGUUACUGGCAGCACUGAACAGUAAGUUAUUUUAGUUUUUGUUUUUGAAUUUUUUUGUGGUUAAGGGGAGGGGAUUUCCUUUUUUUCUAAAUUUUUUUUCAGAUUUUUAUCAAUUGUUUAACGAAGUUAGCAACAUGUUCAAUAUGAACAUAUUUCAAUUUAUAGGUCGGUUAUGUACGGGUACUUUUGGGAAUUCGAUAGUGUUGUAAAGAAAGUUCAUACCAUUUUUUAAAAAUUUUUCAUUAGUUUGACCGUUUUUAGAGCGCGACGCUAUUGCUGACUCGAGGAAUACCGCGACAGACCUGGUCGUCCAACGGGACCAGGUCAACAGUUCGAAUACCGGACCAGGUUAUCUGGUAGUUCAGACGAAACCCGGAGUCCAAAACAAUGCGGUAAGUUAAUUUGGCUUUAUUUUUAGGUGGAAACUUAGAUUUUUAUAUGUUAAUAUAGAGCUUGUGGUCGUUUUUAUAAGAUUUUGGACGUUAUAAUGAAACUUUUUAAUUUUUGAUAGUAAAAUGGAUUAAAAUGGCAAAGUUUUCAAAAAAGUUGUUUCAGAUUGGUGAACCGGUACAAGGCAGCAACCCCAAGCUGGUCGAAAACCUCCGACGCCUGUUCGACGCUACCCGCGGCCCCUCUAACCCCGACCAAAACUCGCCAAACCCCGACCAAGGAUCCGGCCACCAAUAA